AUGCCAAAAUCAGCGAAAUAUUCCCUCCCAGCAGAGCACAUCAAACAGUUGGAGGAUCGAUGCAGAGCCGAGUGCAGGGACCUCAUCCUCUGCACGGCUGAUUUCCUGGAAUUCUACUACAAGCGACAUGGAUGCGACGCGACGCUUCCGAAUUGGUCGAAAAAGUGGAUGACUCAUUUGUUGGGCAGAGCCAACACUCUCAAUCUUCCGAUUACCCGGAAAAUUUUAACUCAAGCCAUGUUCUUCACAAUUCGUGUCCGCCAAAACUUUGAGCAUGCUGAUCGUCGAAUGGUCUACUAUCCAUACACCCCAUCUCCACCACAAUGUGUUCCAGAACAUCCAACGAAUCCAUUCAAAGCAAAGGAUGUCCGUCGAUUCAUGAGUUCUCUGCAGAAUAUCACCACUGAGAUGACAAUUCGCGGAUAA
This is a messenger RNA of Caenorhabditis briggsae, 426 nucleotides long. The coding region runs from base 1 to 426 and encodes 141 amino acids. NCBI's taxonomy places the organism in Eukaryota, Metazoa, Nematoda, Chromadorea, Rhabditida, Rhabditidae. The transcript is spliced from 3 exons. The record is from RefSeq and is a predicted model, not a curated record.